ACCCUUGCGGCAUUGAGCUAGGGUUAACUCAUUUCAAAUCCGUCCCCAAAUUUCUCUCUUCUCCUCGGCCACACUUACCCCUUCUCUAAUGGCGAAGAAACCCAAAACUCCUCUGAAAGAUGCCAAUCCAACCGAUGUUUCUAAAUCGAACGAGGCUUCGAAUUCCUCCACGGUUUUCAAGGCCCUGUUUGGAGAAAUUCAGGAUCAAAAUUCAGCCUCUGAUUCUCUCUUCUCCGAUAAUAAUCCGUUCCGUAGAAAACUGCUCGAAACCAAGCUGGCGAAUCGAGAAUUGGAAUUAGCGAAUACGGAAAAAUCCGCCGCCGCUGAUUCAGAUUUACCUCAGACGAAGCGGAAGAAGAAAAGAAACAAAGAUGAAGUGCAGGUGGAAAGUUCCGAUCUUGGGGCUGAAUUAGUCGAGGAGAAGAAAAAGAAAUUGAAGAGGGCCGAUUCGAGAGGAAAUAAGAUUGGCAAUAGUAAUUUCGGUAUCGAAUCGAACGAAGCAGUGGAUAAAGCUGUUGGGCAUGCUGCGGAAGAUAUUCAAAUUAGUGACGUCAGCGUUGAAAAUGAGAAGAAGACGAAGAAGAAGAAGAGGAAGAGAGACGAGGUGGAGUCGGAGUACGAGGCCAGGCGAUAUGGGGUGGCCGACGAGACAAAGGAAAAUAAGGCGGGGAAUAGUAGCGUGUUGGGCGAAAAGAGGAAGACGAUCGAUAAUCCGGAGGAUACGAUGGUGUCGAAGGAGGGUUUCGAUGACGAAAGUAAGCUGCUGAGGACUGUGUUUGUUGGGAAUUUGCCACUCAAGUUCAAGAAAAAGGAAAUAACGAAGGCGUUUGAUAAGUUCGGUGAAGUCGAGUCUGUGAGGAUUCGCUCGGUUCCACUUAUCGAUGGAAAGCUACCUAGGAAAGCCGCUGCAAUGAAGAAUCAUAUCGACGAAAAAGGAGAUAGUGUUCAUGCGUACAUUGUUUUCAAAACAGAGGAGGCUGCUCAAGCGUCUUUGGCCAAUAAUAUGGCUGUGGUUGGUGGAAAUCAUAUCCGUGUUGAUAGGGCAUGCCCACCUCGCAAGAAACUUAAGGACGAAGCCAGUUCUCUUUUAUACGACACUAAGAGGACUGUUUUUAUUGGAAAUCUCCCAUUUGAUGUCAAGGAUGAAGAAGUUUAUAAGCUAUUUUGCGGUAUGAAAACUCUUGAGACUAGCGUUGAAGCUGUUCGGGUUAUCAGAGAUCCUGGAUUGAACGUAGGGAAAGGCAUCGCAUACGUGUUGUUCAAAACCGCGGAAGCUGCAAACUUGGUAUUAAGGAAACGCAACGUGUGGCUUCGGAAUCGUGAGCUGAGGCUGAGUCACGCUAAAAAGACCGAAACGCCCUCCAAGAGGAAGGACCCUUCAGAAGCAGAGACUUAUAAUAACAGUACCUAUUCGGCUGAUAGUGGUAACAAUUAUAAAGCCAAGGCAGACCUCUCUUACCAGGGUAUGCGUGCAAGUAAAUCCGGUGCACAGAAGAAAGUCCACACGAGGAUUAAUGUAACUCCAAAAUCGAGAUCUGAACCAGACAGAGAGCAGCAAAAUUCGAGGGUGAAGAAAAGGCCAGCUGUCGCUGCUAGAAAAGAGAAAGCCCUAAAGGCUGCUAGUGCUUCGCAAUUUGGUGGAACGAAUAAGCGUAAGAUGGGUAAUCGGACACCUGGCAGUGCUUCCGGACAAAAGAAGAAAGCAAGAACAUUCAGGUAAUUGAGGGAAAAGGGAAAUUCUGGAUGACAAAAAAAAAAAAAAAAAGAAGAAAAAAACGAAGAAGAGAAUUUUGUAGCAUCUGAAUUUGUUAAAUUUAGUUGGAUUGGAUUACGAAUGUAUUUUGCUGGUUAAAAAGAAAAGGAUUUAAUUAUCUCGUUUUCUUUUCUGAGAGGUUUAUUUUGUUUGAAUCAUUUAUUUGGAGUUCUUGUAUUAGUACCUUGUUGGUAAAGUUGCCAAUUUUAGGGCCCAUUUUGGGACGAUGUUAAAGGUGCGUUCUCGUUAGGUACUGUGCAUUUUAUUUAUCCGUUUGUCGAAAGAUACAGGCAAAAUGAUUGGAUAUGAUGGAAUUCAAAAUGUAUCAAGAAUGACAGUGAACAGAAGGGGUU
This is a messenger RNA of Erythranthe guttata (spotted monkey flower), 2106 nucleotides long. Its product is annotated as RNA-binding (RRM/RBD/RNP motifs) family protein. Gene Ontology annotation, cellular component: nucleolus. Gene Ontology annotation, molecular function: RNA binding. NCBI's taxonomy places the organism in Eukaryota, Viridiplantae, Streptophyta, Magnoliopsida, Lamiales, Phrymaceae. The record is from RefSeq and is a predicted model, not a curated record.